Molecule: messenger RNA, 2918 nt
Organism: Xiphophorus hellerii (green swordtail)
Lineage: Eukaryota; Metazoa; Chordata; Actinopteri; Cyprinodontiformes; Poeciliidae
Product: neurogenic differentiation factor 2
Exons: 2
Coding region: 528-1685 (385 amino acids)
Biological process (GO): nervous system development; axon development; positive regulation of transcription by RNA polymerase II
Cellular component (GO): nucleus
Molecular function (GO): E-box binding; DNA-binding transcription factor activity, RNA polymerase II-specific; protein dimerization activity
Source: RefSeq, a predicted model, not a curated record
GAAUCCAAAAUGGUCGAGAUAAAUGUAGGAGACAAACAGAUUUUUACGCAUGCACGUCGCUUGUAAUUUGCAGGCUCUUUUGGCUCGGAUCCACAUGGACAUCUAAUCAUCUAAUUGUUCUAGCAGGUUCGCACCCAUCCAACGCAAUGCGAGCGAUGUAAGAACAAAAUAUCACGCUGGCGGCACAAGCCUGGUCAGGCACGUAGCUCGGCAAUAAUGUGGCUCUGCCAGCUUUGUCCUUCAACUUUUGACACCAGAAGCUACCUGGAUGAUAAAAGCUAUUAUAGCCGGCCUGGGCCAGUUUCACCCCCUCUUGGAUCGUUUUUCACGGAAUCAGUCCUGAGGAUUGGAGUAAUGUGUGAUAACAGUAGAUCAUGCUGGACACUGAUUUGCUGUUGAGAUUCCUGCGCUCGGACGGUGAUGAUCUGAUAAACAAAAGACAAGGAGAAAGACAAAUAAGAUUUUUUUUUCUUUUUUAUCAGCUUUGAAACAAGGAGGUCAACGACAGCUUAUUGGGAGAACUAUUGAUGAUUUCUAUUUCUUUUUGUCUCUUUUUCUACUCCUUUUUUUUACGAUUUGUACGGUCAGGCUCGAAGCAAAUGAAAGGAUUCACAAUGUUGACGAGGCUUUUCAGUGAUCCUUCGUUGCUUCCCGACGUGCAAAAAUACUCUGCCUGGGCGGAAGACAGCGAUGGAGAGGACCACAAAAUCAAAGACGAAGACCAGGACGCUCAGGACGACAUGGAGGCCUCUGACAUGAGGGGAGACAGUCGGACGCAUUCAGAGCACGCCGGGGACGACGACGAGGACGACGACGUGGAAGAAGACGAGGACGGCGAGGAUACUGAGGGUGAAAGACCCAAGAAAAGGGGCCCCAAAAAGCGCAAAAUGACCCAGGCUCGGAUCGAGCGCUCCAAGAUGCGGAGGAUUAAGGCCAACGCCAGAGAGCGGACCCGGAUGCACGAUCUGAACUCUGCGCUUGACAAUCUGCGUAAAGUUGUGCCCUGCUACUCCAAAACGCAAAAACUGUCCAAAAUCGAGACGCUCCGAUUGGCAAAAAACUAUAUCUGGGCCUUGUCGGAGAUACUGCGUUCUGGGAAGAGGCCUGAUCUUGUUUCUUACGUCCAGACGCUGUGCAAGGGUCUCUCCCAGCCCACUACCAACCUGGUGGCGGGAUGCCUGCAGCUGAACUCCCGCAACUUCCUCACUGAGCAGCAGUGUCAGGACGGGGGCAGGUAUGGCUCCGGCUCCUUCUCCAUGAACUCCUACCCGUAUCAGUGCGCGCGUCUGUCCAGCCCCCACUGCCAGCCGGGCUCGAACUCGCAUCCGCUGAGGACGCACGGUUAUUGCUCGGCGUACGACUCCCUGUACGGUGGGAGCGGGUCACCGGAGUACAACAGCCCCGAGUAUGAGGGCCCUCACAGCCCGCCCCUGUGCAUCAACGGCAACUUUUCCCUCAAGCACCAAGGCUCUGCGUCCCCGGAGAACGAGAAGGGUUACCACUACUCUAUGCAUUACUCUGGCCUGCCUGGCUCCAGACCGGCUGGGGCCCACAAUCUGGUGUUUGGCUCCUCGGGGGCCCGGAGCGGCAUUCACUCUGAAAACGUCCUGCCUUACCACGACAUGCACUUACACCACGAGCGGGCCCCCGUCUAUGAUGAACUGAACGCGUUUUUUCACAAUUAAAAAGUGAAGCCCAUCAUGCGUCCUCUUGUUGUCAAAACCACCCACGGCACACUUUCGGACUAUAAGCCCGCCAGGAUCCAGACAGUAUCCUGGAUAUAAUAUUAAUAUUAAUAAUAAUAAUAAUAAAACCUCUCACUCAUUGUUUUCAUUGGUGUUUUUUUUCUUUACCUGUCAACAUCCAGUCUGUUUUUGCUAUAGUCAGGGAUGUAGUGGAAGAAAACUUGAACUACAAUCUCAUUUUGCGCAAUAAAAGCUUCCCGUCCUUUGAAAGUGACCUGCAUUUCAAGAGGACUUCAUAAAUAAACCACAUUAGUAGACAACAAACGGAUUUGAAAUAAUAUUUAUCAUGUGUGAUUUGUGUUUGUAUUGGUGAUUGUUUGCAUUUUGGUGGCAGGAUGUCCUACUACACCUCCCCACACUUUUUUCCCCAUAUACCACUACAUCGCUGGCUAUUUAGCAACACUCACCUAAAAUUGGUGGUUAUGUUAUAAAAGAACAAUUAAAAAAUCACCUGCAAGGGACGAAAUGAAAAAAAAAAUCUAACAGGAGUGCAAAAACAAACGUUGAGCUGUUAAAAAUUAUAAGAUGUGUUGGUUGGGUUGUUUUUGAAAUUAUUUGUAUAUUUAUUUUCCGCCAGGAAAUCCGUCGUUUGGCAUCUAUGCAAAACCAUACGAGAGCACGAAGCGAGACAGACAAAGGCCCAGAAAGACACUGAUCCAAUGACAGCACUUUUGCUGCACACAUUCUCUCUCACACACACCCACACACACACACUCCUUCAUUAAACACACACACCCACACGCACACACACACACUGGAAUCACACUUAGGAAACCUGACAAACAUGCUCUGGCCAAAAUCUUCAACUGAAGUCAACAGUCUGACAUACACUGGAACUGACAAUGGAAGAUAUUUAUGACAUUAUUAAGUUAUUUAUAUCGUUUUGUUAGCCAACAGGGCUAUUCAAAUGGAGUUUUUAUUUAUUGCCAAUGUAUUAUUAUUAUUAUUAUUAUUAUUAUUAUUAUUAUUAUUAUUAUUAUUAUUAUUAUUAUUAUUGAACAGGUUUUAUUAUUUAUUUUGUAAUUAUUGUUAAUAGUCAAUGGAAAUGAAGGGAACCCUAUAUUGCUGGCCAUUUUUUUUUGUUUUGUUUUGUUUUGUUUUUCAUAGAAACUCAAAUCUUUCAACUUUGUAUUCAACCAACUGUGUGGUAAAAUAAAAUAACAGCAAAUGAGA